This is a messenger RNA of Myxocyprinus asiaticus (Chinese sucker), 5495 nucleotides long. RefSeq names its product calcium/calmodulin-dependent protein kinase type II subunit alpha-like. The coding region runs from base 102 to 1571 and encodes 489 amino acids. NCBI's taxonomy places the organism in Eukaryota, Metazoa, Chordata, Actinopteri, Cypriniformes, Catostomidae. The record is from RefSeq and is a predicted model, not a curated record. Gene Ontology annotation, biological process: protein phosphorylation. Gene Ontology annotation, cellular component: neuron projection; cytoplasm. The transcript has 19 exons. Gene Ontology annotation, molecular function: ATP binding; calmodulin binding; calcium/calmodulin-dependent protein kinase activity.
UCUCAUUCCACUUUUCCAGAUCUAGAAGGUGAUCGUCUCUGUAGAGCAUCUGACCACACUAGCAUUCCUUCAAAAGCUUCACGGCACUUACGGCACUGAGGAUGGCGACCAUCACCUGCACACGCUUUACAGAGGAAUAUCAGCUGUUUGAGGAACUGGGAAAAGGUGCAUUUUCCGUGGUGCGGAGAUGUGUGAAAGUUCUCUCUGGACAAGAGUACGCUGCCAAGAUCAUCAAUACAAAGAAGCUGUCUACUCGGGAUCACCAGAAGCUAGAUAGGGAGGCUAGAAUCUGCAGACUUCUCAAACACUCCAAUAUUGUGCGGCUACAUGACAGCAUCUCAGAAGAGGGUCACCAUUAUCUCAUCUUUGACUUAGUAACGGGUGGUGAGCUGUUUGAAGACAUUGUUGCCAGGGAAUAUUACAGUGAAGCAGAUGCCAGUCACUGCAUUCAGCAGAUUUUGGAGGCAGUGCUUCAUUGUCAUCAAAUGGGAGUCGUCCAUAGAGAUUUGAAGCCAGAGAACCUGCUUCUGGCCUCCAAGUCCAAAGGUGCAGCUGUGAAGUUAGCAGACUUUGGCCUUGCUAUUGAGGUUGAAGGGGAUCAACAGGCUUGGUUUGGCUUUGCGGGCACUCCUGGUUACCUGUCCCCUGAAGUCUUAAGGAAGGACCCUUAUGGAAAAGCUGUAGAUCUGUGGGCAUGUGGUGUGAUUCUCUAUAUUCUGCUUGUUGGAUAUCCACCAUUCUGGGAUGAAGACCAGCAUCGUCUCUAUCAGCAAAUUAAAGCUGGGGCCUAUGAUUUUCCAUCACCUGAGUGGGACACAGUCACUCCAGAGGCCAAAGAUCUUAUUAAUAAAAUGCUGACCAUCAACCCAUCCAAACGCAUCACUGCGGCCGAGGUUCUUAAACAUCCCUGGAUCUCACAUCGCUCCACUGUUGCAUCUUGCAUGCACAGACAGGAGACUGUUGAAUGUUUGAAGAAGUUCAAUGCAAGAAGGAAGCUCAAGGGUGCCAUUCUCACGACUAUGCUGGCGACCAGAAACUUCUCAGGAGGAAAGAGUGGAGUGAGCAAGAAGACGGAUGGUGUGAAGAAAAGUAAGUCCAGUUCUGAUACCCAGCUGAUGGAAUCAUCCGAGAGCACCAACACCACCAUUGAGGAUGAAGAUACUAGAGUGAGGAAACAGGAGAUCAUCAAAGUUACUGAGCAGCUCAUUGAAGCCAUCAGCAAUGGAGAUUUUGAGAAUUACACGAAGAUGUGUGAUCCCAGUGUAACAGCGUUUGAGCCUGAAGCUCUGGGAAACCUGGUGGAGGGGCUUGACUUCCAUCGCUUCUACUUUGAGAACUUGUGGUCAAAGAACAGUAAGCCCGUUCACACCACCAUUCUGAACCCUCACAUUCAUCUGAUCGGUGAGGAGGCCGCCUGCAUCGCUUAUAUCCGCAUCACGCAGUACCUCGACAUAAAUGGCAUGCCGCACACUGCCCAAUCAGAGGAGACACGGAUCUGGCACCGCAAAGACAGCAAGUGGCAGAUAGUUCAUUUCCACCGCUCGGGCGCUCCCUCUGCCAUCACUAAAUAAGAGAAUCAGUGGUGUAUUAGAGUUGCAGAAUUACUUGCUUGAGGACAUAAUAGCCCACAGCUUCUCAUCUUUUACUUGAACUUCAUUGGCCCUACCCUUUACAGUGUCAUUACAUUUAUAUUUGCUUAUAUUCCUUGAAGCCCAACACAUUUCUUUAAGGAUAUGAUGAACUGAUUCAAGUCACAUUUCUGCUGUGUUUGCCGCAUGUGGCAUUAAUGGUUCGGUUUCAUAGAUAAAGCGAGUACUGAUCGAUCAUACAGAUGGAGGAAAGUUUACAGCCUGUCAGGGAGUAAAACUAAAUAUCAUAGAAUAUCUUGGAUAUGUUUACAAACUUAUUUGCCAUCUUUUUGAUCUUAAGCACUACUUUUGCAAAAACUACUUAGAUAAUAUUGUUACAGAAAUUGAAUAUUUGAGACAAACAUGGAGCAAUUAUUUAUAUAUAUAUUAGGGCUGUCAAUUGAUUAAAUUCUUUGCAAUUUUUACAUUGUAUGCCGAUUAAUCAAAUUAAUCGCAACUGAUCUCAUAUAUAAAUAUUUGCAUAGAAAGCCCCUCAAAUAACACUAAUUCAAUAAAUAAUGAUUAAAUACUUAUAAAUAGUUAUAUUUAAAUCAUUAUAAAUAAACUAUGUUAUAAAAAAUAAUAAUAUAGAUAAUUAAAAUACAUUACAUCAUUGUGGCACAUGUGUAAAGCAUUAAAAAAGAUGGUAACACUUUACAAUAAGGUUCCAUUUGUUAACAAUAGUUAAUAACAUUAGUUAACAUUAACUAAGAUUAAUAAAAGCAGUAAAAGUAUUGCACAUUGUUAGUUCAUGUUAAUUACAACAUAUACUAAUACAUUUCUCAAAUCAAAAGUUGUUUGUUAACAUUAGUAAAUGCAUUAUGAACACUUACAAUCAACAGUUGUAUUUUUAUUAACUAAUCUUAACAAAGAUUAAUGAAUGCUGUAAACAAUAUAUUGUUAAUUGUUUGUUCAUGAUACCUAAUGCAUUAACUAAUGUUAACAAACAGAACCAUUUUGUAAAGUGUCACCAAAAACACAAGUUCAAUAAUAUGGAAAUACACUUUUUGAAUUAUGUCAUCACCUAUCAUUGACCUACAGUUCACACAAUCCAUUCUGCAAUUGAAUUCGUCAGUCAGUCCGAGAUAGAUUUAUUAUGAGGGCUUUUCUAAGGACACUUCAAUGCACACCUGCGUCAGACACUUUUGGAGCAUCUCGUUUGCAUCACGUCAUAAACAUACCGUUUUUAGAUCACUGUGUCAAGUUAAACAUAGUUUGAAGCUUAGGAAAACACGUCUUGAGAUCCCUGCGUUCGUAUUUGCGCUAUAUCAAGCUGUGUUUGAACGCAAGAACGUGUUUUCAUCUUGUUUUGUCUGCUGUCAGUGAGUGUGGUUUGUUCUCUAUAUAACCAUGUUGUCCAAACAGCUGAAGUUUCGCUUACUGCCCCCUGGAGAAAACAGGUGGUACUUCAAGCUUGAAUUGCUCAGAUGGAAGGAAUAUUCCUUAUACCGGUCCGGGGAAAUGAUUACUUGCGUAAUGAUUACUUUUUAACGCGUAAUAUUUUUAUAUAAUUAAUCACACUUAAUUAACACGUUAAAUUGACAACCCUAUAUAUAUAUAUAUAUAUAUAUAUAUAUAUAUAUAUAUAUAUAUAAUGUAUUUGCCAAAUGCACUUAGCAUUUCUGUGAUUAACUGGCACUGCAGCUCCAGUCUCUCUAAUGUCCGAAUUGAACCUGAAAACAUCUUUUUUUUUUCUUUUUACUUUUAAAUAGAUAUCUCUGUAUUAUUUCACUAUUUACUGUCAAAUCUGUCUUAAAUACAUGUUUAUAUAUCUAAAGUGGUAUGUUUAAAAUCCCACAUUGAAACUGUACAGUACUGUAAAAUAUACAUAUUUAGAGAAUAGAAUAGUAGGUUAAGUACAUUUGCAAUGAUUUGAUAUUAGUACAUUUUUAUUUCAUUUCAUUUCUUUGUGAUGACCCCAAAGAAUGUAAUUUUUUGUGAUUCAUGAUUCAUGUUUGUUAAUGUUGUUUGUGAUUCACAGAAAAGGGGAAAUAUCAACCCAGCCCAACUUCCAGAUGUUCACCACUGAACAUUUCUAGUGUGUACUAACAGAGGUUUAGUGAAGCACAUUGGUAAAUUUCAGUCAUUUCAUAGCCCUUGAAAUCAAAGUUGCAUCUCUAGCAGAAACAUGAUCAAAGAGAUGGAUCAAGAUUAAAAUCCCACAACAAAGCGUUGAUUAAGGUUAAGGUCAAGGGUGGUGUUGAUAAUGGGGUUAUCAAGAAAGAAAGUGCAAUGCUUUGAAUGUAAAACCUUUGAUCUAGGUUGUUCUCCGCCCCUGGCUUGGUGUGUCGUGCUCCAAGCACUUUGAUAAAGUUCUUCCAGUUGAAAGAGCCACUACAUUUGCUCUUCCUUUUGUAUUUAGGGUUAAGCCCCCAUAUUUGAGGGGGACAAUAACACAAAACACUAUAUGUCAUGCCAGCUGACAAUGGCAAAACUUUGUUGAAAUUGCCAUUGUCUGCAAUCAAGGAUUAGUCUUUCAUAUAUUAUUGUGAGUGUUACCUCAAUGCAUAUAUAGUGUCAACUUUAAUACUAUGUGGUGAUAGUAAUGCUAAUUGUAAAUAUAUAUAUAUAUAUAUAUAUAUAUAUAUAUAUAUAUAUAUAUAUAUAUAUAUAUAUAUAUAUAUAUUGUGUGUGUGUGUUUUCCCCCCAGUCAUUAUGGCUCUAAAGGGUAUAUUUGAUGCCUGGGUUUAAAUUUUAUUCAAAUUAAAGGGCUUCAUUGUGCUCCAGAGAAAGGGUUUACUUCAAAUUUUAUUUAGUUCAAUGAGUAAAUAAUCAGCUUUGCAGUUCUUUAAUGUUAAAAUGAUAUUAGAAUUAAUUUUCUAUAAACAACGCUGUUAAUAAUUAGGGUAGUAUUACUUCAAUUAUGUUAAUUUAAAUCCAAAAUUUUUACCUUUUUGAUAUUGUAUUCAAACUGUUGCAGUUUCUGGGCUGUUGAAAUCAGCUUUUCGCUGUUGAAAACAGAACUCCAAUACAGUCUUUCUGUCUGAUUCUUAAAAUGUAGAAUAUUAACAUAUGUAUACAUAUUUUACCUUUCAGUCUUAUAUGCACAUAUGUUCAGAUUUACUAAACCAGUAACAUUUUUAUUUGUGCAGUCAUUGAUAAAUUAGUUGCAGUGUAAGAUUCAGUAAAUUUUACAGUCCAAGAAAAUCUGUACUCUUAUAUUAGCAGAUUUCUCAAAGUUGUCAAAUGUCAUUGAUUGUUAGUCUUAGUCUUAAAGUGAAGACAGUUUGCAUGAUUUAAAAAAAGUGUGUGUGUGUGUGUUAUAUUGAUUUUAAUGAAAAGUAUGCAAACUUUUGGCAGUAGCUACCUAUACAUUGCUAUUCAUCAGCUUGCAUCAUGUGACUGGAGCACUAACCAUAAACAUAGACAGCACUUUGAAAUCUUUAAACUUCUUUUUCUGAUUAAAUCAAAAAACAUUUUUGGCCCACUUUUGACAUAUUUUACAAUAAUACAAUUUAUAAUAUUAAAUUAUUAAUAAACUGCAAUUAUUCAGUUGUCACUACUGAAUGAAAGUUAUUUUCUUUUACUUAUUAUUUAACUCUGAAAGACAAAUUAAGAAGAGGAAUGAAAUGCAUGGAAAACUUUUUCUAUGUCCUCUAGAAAUCUGUGGUUAAGUGCAAACAGCUACAAAAGAAAGUUGCUUUGUGGCAUCUUUGAUGUUUUUGUCUACUCUUGUUUGUUAAAGGAAUAAUGGCAUCUUUUGAUAUUAUUUAACAUACUGUAUACCGUAUGAUGUGUUUUAUUGAGGCAUGCUGUUUUAUUGCCACAAAGUGGUGGUUAUGAUAUGUUUUCUGAGUAAAUUGUACCUUUUGUAGUUGGCUCUAAUGCAACUAAUCUUGUAAAUAAAAGUGCUCUACAAAGUUGUAA